CACCAUCUCAUCCCCCGUAUACUAAGCCCCGCCCCUUUUCCCAUCCCCCGCAUACUAAGCCCCGCCCCCUUCCUCAGGCAAACUCUGACGCUGCUGGUGCUGAUCGCUCUCUCCGCCGUCGGGAAUGGUGGCGCCCUCGCCUUCUCCUUCGGGCGCCUCUUCCCCGCCUCCAGGAGUGGCAUCCGAGGGGCGCUCAUCAGAGGAUCCGGCGGCCAGAAGACGCCCUCGAACGUCCUGAAGGAGGCGGUGAAGGAGGCAUCCAGCGCGCAGAAGCUGACGACGAAGGCGACGACGAUGAAGCCUCCUGUCGUUUCGGUGACCAAGAAGCCGUCUCUGCUUUCCUUCCUGCAGAAGCCCCUGGUCACGGCCGCCCCUCAGAAACUGUCUCAACCCGUGACCAACUCUCCUAUCUUCUACAUCCGCCUGCCUCCGAAUCCCUACGUGUACGUCCCCGGCCUCGGCUACGUCUCCCCGAACAGCAACUCGUACAACUUCAUUCGCCCGGACGUCGAUUUCGUCAACAAUGGCAAACCAUCAAGCAUCUACCAUUUCAAGCCUUCUUCAACCAGCACGACGACUAUUCCUCCUCCUACUACAACCACCACUACGACUACUACAACUACCACUACUCCAGCGCCCACUACGAAGCCCGCACGACCUCUGCCUACCAAGAAACCGAGUCCGAUUACGUGGCUGUCUGGUCCCUGGUUCUUCAAUGGUCGCCCCUCGAACAUGUUUAUCUUCAACUCCCCCCACAACCCUGGUCACUUCGACAAGCUACACCAGACCUACAGCAAGCCAGGUGUCUACACUAAAUAAGUAGAUCCGACAGGUAGAUUUAAAGGUAGAUGAAUAAUAAGGGGAAAAGGAAAACUGUAGGUAUGUUUAUAAUACCUGCAAGUGUUCUGAUGUGAAAAGGAACUGUGGCAUUUCUUCCUCCGGUGAGAUUCUGUUCCUCUUGUGGAAUUUCUUUUUUGCAUAUAUACUCAAAGUGCGUUUAGUAUUUUAUUUAAGGGGUAGCUUAGGUAUACAGUCAGUUAAAUGGGGCAAAUUGCUUUCGUUAAUUUAUUUUUUUGAACAUUUCUUGUUCAAAAUUCUGGGAUUAAUUUAGGUAGAUGCAGUUAUGCCACGAAAAAAGGUGUUUGGCAACACACGAUUUUGUGAUCUAAAUUAUCAUUAUAUAUAUUACAUAUCCAUCAAAUAUAUAAAUACACAUAUAUAUAGUAUUUAACACACACACACACACACACACACACACAUAUUUAACACACACACACACACACAUAUUUAACACACACACACACACACACACACACACACAUAACAGCCAUGGGCUAUGUUAUACAAAAUGCAAUAUCAUUUCCACAAAAAAUAUAUGUCACGGUAAUAUUCAAUAACAUCCUGUAAUAAGACCACAAAUCGUGUUGGCUACACUUGAGCUGCGGUGAUUUUGGCCAAGCAGAAUAAUUGGCCGAGAAAAGUGAUUUCUAAGUCAGGAUUCAGAAGUGAUGAUGUGAGUGUGCCAUGAUGCCUGUGACGUCGCCAUCGUCCGAAUGUUUGGCAUGUGACGUGACAGCAUCGCCGGGGGUCCUGGUGGAAGCAAAACGUCCGAACACAGUGAUGAAACGCACACGCGAUUAAAACGAAAUUAAUGAUAAUGAUAAUAAAAAGUUUUGACAGUUUUGGGUCUUUCGUUAAGUGUUCAGCUUUGAAUAAGUAAAAUAUUAUGUACUAAUGCAGGGAGCUGUGUCGACAUCACUCGUUUUCGGAUUACCUUUAUUAUAGAAAAUAAUAUAUAUUGUUACUGUCUAUCGUCUUAUCAUUCGCAAUGUGUGGCAGGUUUGGAUAAGGAACAAAAUCGCUUUAUAUACUUCCAGUUACAUUUCGUUUGCUGUUAUUUCCAUGGUUUUUGGUUUUCUAUAUAUUUUUAUUUUUUUUCCCCACUGUUCAUUUCCUUGAGAUACGGUAUAAAUAACUCCUUAAAAGUCAUCCAACACAAUGGAAGAUUAUCUUAGACCGAAAAAAUAAUGAUAGGUAAACAGGACAUUAUUUUUUUUCAGUUGAUUAAUGCUUUUUAGCUUUGAUAUUGAUAUUGUCUUUUUUUUAAUUGAUGUAAUUUCUUAUAUAUUACAUCAAUUUGUUCAUGUUUUGUAAAGGAAAAUGUCAAAUAGCAUCCUUACUUACCUGCCGCAGCGACAGAUAAGAAUAUUAAUAUUUAUGAUGUCAGUAGUCUAUAGCCAUUUGUAUAUAUAUAUAUGUUGUGUUUUUUUGUUAUAUGUAGUCCCUUAGUGCUUCGGAUAAGUGAAAAAAAAAAAAUUUUGUUACAUAUUUAAAUGAUAUAUGUACUUUCUGCGGGAUCAGAUUUUGUUAUAGUGUUUUGCAAUAAAUAAUAAAA
Messenger RNA from Penaeus monodon (black tiger shrimp), 2395 nucleotides. Its product is annotated as transcription initiation factor TFIID subunit 12-like. Bases 295 to 819 code for a protein of 174 amino acids. The record is from RefSeq and is a predicted model, not a curated record. The transcript is spliced from 2 exons. Lineage: Eukaryota; Metazoa; Arthropoda; Malacostraca; Decapoda; Penaeidae.